Molecule: messenger RNA, 828 nt
Organism: Bicyclus anynana (squinting bush brown)
Lineage: Eukaryota; Metazoa; Arthropoda; Insecta; Lepidoptera; Nymphalidae
Product: peptidyl-prolyl cis-trans isomerase
Exons: 2
Coding region: 186-764 (192 amino acids)
Biological process (GO): protein folding; protein peptidyl-prolyl isomerization
Molecular function (GO): peptidyl-prolyl cis-trans isomerase activity
Source: RefSeq, a predicted model, not a curated record
UUGCCAAUGUCAAAGUAAUUUUAAAUUUGAUUUUGAAAUUUGAAUUUAAAACAAAAAUAACCUCAAAAGUCGGUGCGAACCUGCGAACAGCCAAUCAACGUUAUAAGUUCUGAGUUCUCUAAUGUCUUCUCUUCUCCUACGAUAAGAAAGGAGCACGUUUUGGGAGUGAAUAAAGAUCAAAAAUAAUGGCAAUCUCCGCCAUGCUGCGACGAACCAUUAUAAAUGGCACCUUGUAUUCAGCAGCUGCUUUGCGUUUUGCCUCCACACAGACAGAGAAGAAAGUUUACUUCGAUGUGACUGCUGAUGGUGAACCUUUGGGGCGUAUUGUUAUGAAACUAAAUACUGAUGAAGUACCUAAAACUGCUGAAAACUUUAGAGCAUUGUGUACAGGUGAAAAGGGAUUUGGUUACCAAGGUUCAUCUUUCCAUAGGAUUAUUCCUGACUUUAUGUGCCAAGGUGGGGAUUUCACUAAUCACAAUGGUACUGGAGGAAAGUCAAUUUAUGGCAGAACCUUCCAAGAUGAGAACUUUAAGCUCAGGCACACUGGCCCUGGCAUAUUGUCUAUGGCAAAUGCAGGUCCCAACACUAAUGGUUCCCAGUUUUUCAUAACAACCACUGCAACUCCAUGGCUUGAUAGGAAACAUGUUGUUUUUGGAUCGGUUGUUGAAGGAUUGGAUGUUGUCACUAAAAUGGAAAGUCUAGGAUCAAAAAGUGGGAAGCCCUCAAAAAAAGUUACAAUUGAAAAGUGUGGUGAGUUAGAAUAAGUCAAAAAGUUUAUUAUAGUGUAGUAGAAUCAGUGUUGUUUAAUAAUUAAAGUUAUUUAAAAAG